This is a messenger RNA of Chaetura pelagica (chimney swift), 6642 nucleotides long. It is a transcript of the gene DICER1, whose product is annotated as dicer 1, ribonuclease type III. Gene Ontology annotation, cellular component: cytoplasm; RISC complex; nucleus. NCBI's taxonomy places the organism in Eukaryota, Metazoa, Chordata, Aves, Apodiformes, Apodidae. The record is from RefSeq and is a predicted model, not a curated record. Gene Ontology annotation, biological process: apoptotic DNA fragmentation; pre-miRNA processing; siRNA processing. Gene Ontology annotation, molecular function: RNA binding; deoxyribonuclease I activity; ribonuclease III activity.
CUUUUAGGUUACCUAGGGUGAAACAAAAUUAAAGGCUUGGAGACUCUGGAAAAGCUCAGCAUCAGCAUUUGAGAGCCGAAGCUUGAAAAUUAUGUGAUUAAUCUACAAGCUGGUAUAAUGAUGUCAAAAUGCAGUUUGGGAAGCAUAAAAACAGAGACUGCAGAAAUUAAAACGGCUGUGCUGGAACAAAAAUGCAAUGAAAGAAACACUGGAUGAAUGAAUGAAAAGCCCUGCUUUGCAAUCCCUCAGUAUGGCGGGACUGCAGCUCAUGACCCCUGCUUCCUCCCCAAUGGGUCCAUUUUUUGGAUUACCAUGGCAACAAGAAGCAAUUCAUGAUAACAUUUACACGCCAAGAAAAUAUCAGGUUGAACUGCUUGAAGCAGCUUUGGAUCAUAAUACAAUAGUUUGCUUAAACACUGGCUCAGGGAAGACUUUUAUUGCAGUACUACUCACUAAAGAGCUGUCCUAUCAGAUCAGGGGAGAUUUCAACAAAAAUGGAAAAAGAACUGUGUUCUUGGUCAACUCAGCAAAUCAAGUUGCUCAACAAGUGUCAGCUGUCAGGACACAUUCAGAUCUUAAAGUGGGAGAGUAUUCAAGUUUAGAGACAACUGAAUCAUGGACAAAAGAGAAGUGGAGUCAGGAAUUCUCUAAGCAUCAGGUUCUGGUUAUGACAUGUCAUGUUGCUUUGACUGUUUUGAGAAAUGAGUAUUUAUCCCUGUCAAAUAUUAAUCUUCUGGUGUUUGAUGAGUGCCAUCUUGCAAUCCAGGAUCACCCAUACCGUGAAAUUAUGAAGAUCUGUGAGGAUUAUCCAUUGUGUCCUCGAAUCUUGGGAUUAACAGCUUCAAUUUUAAAUGGGAAAUGUGAUCCUGCUGAGUUAGAGGAGAAGAUCCAGAAACUGGAGAAAAUUCUAAAGAGCAAUGCUGAAACUGCAACUGAUUUGGUGGUCUUAGACAGAUAUACUUCUCAGCCAUGUGAGAUUGUUGUAGACUGUGGACCAUAUACUGACAAAAGUGGAUUGUAUGGAAGAUUAUUAAAGGAAUUGGAUGAAGCACUUGCUUUUCUAAAUGACUGCAACAUACCUAUACAUUCAAAAGAAAGAGAUUCUACAUUGAUUUCAAAGCAGAUACUGUCAGACUGUCGAGCUGUGUUGGUUGUUCUGGGACCCUGGUGUGCAGAUAAGGUAGCUGGGAUGAUGGUGAGAGAGCUGCAGAAGUAUAUCAAACAUGAACAAGAAGAGCUGCACAGGAAAUUUUUAUUGUUUACAGACACUUUCCUAAGGAAAAUACAUGCACUCUGUGAAGAGCACUUCUCGCCUGCCUCACUUGACCUGAAAUUUGUAACCCCAAAAGUAAUAAAGCUGCUUGAAAUCUUGCGCAAAUAUAAACCAUACGAGCGGCAGCAGUUUGAAAGUGUUGAAUGGUAUAACAAUAGGAAUCAGGAUAAUUAUGUAUCUUGGAGUGAUUCUGAAGAUGAUGAUGAGGAUGAAGAAAUUGAGGAGAAAGAGAAGCCAGAGACUAAUUUCCCAUCUCCCUUUACUAAUAUUUUAUGUGGAAUUAUUUUUGUGGAAAGAAGAUACACUGCAGUUGUUCUAAAUAGGUUGAUAAAAGAAGCUGGCAAGCAAGAUCCAGAACUGGCUUACAUCAGUAGCAAUUUUAUAACUGGACAUGGCAUUGGCAAGAACCAGCCUCGUAACAAGCAGAUGGAAGUAGAAUUCAGAAAACAGGAAGAGGUUCUUAGAAAAUUUCGAGCUCAUGAGACCAACCUACUUAUUGCUACUAGUAUUGUAGAAGAGGGUGUUGACAUACCAAAAUGCAACUUGGUGGUGCGUUUUGAUUUGCCCACAGAAUACCGUUCCUAUGUGCAGUCAAAAGGGAGAGCUAGAGCACCAAUUUCCAAUUACAUUAUGUUAGCAGAUACAGACAAAAUCAAAAGCUUUGAAGAAGAUCUGAAGACAUACAAAGCAAUUGAGAAGAUCCUCAGAAACAAAUGCUCAAAAUCUGUUGAUACCAAUGAAACCGAAACUGAAUCCAUUGUUGAUGAUGAUGAUGUAUUUCCACCCUAUGUAUUGAGGCCAGAUGAGAACAGUCCAAGAGUUACUAUUAACACUGCUAUUGGACACAUAAAUAGGUACUGUGCUAGAUUACCAAGUGAUCCAUUUACACACCUAGCUCCCAAGUGUAAAACCCGAGAACUACCUGAUCGUACGUUUUACUCCACUCUCUACCUGCCAAUCAACUCACCUCUUCGAGCUUCAAUUGUUGGUCCUCCAAUGAGUUGUGCAAGACUGGCUGAAAGAGUUGUAGCUCUUAUUUGCUGUGAAAAGCUGCACAAAAUUGGUGAACUGGAUGAUCAUUUGAUGCCAGUUGGCAAAGAAACGGUUAAAUAUGAGGAAGAACUUGAUUUACAUGAUGAAGAAGAAACCAGUGUACCAGGAAGACCAGGCUCUACAAAACGAAGACAGUGCUAUCCUAAAGCUAUUCCAGAAUGUUUGAGGGAUAGUUAUCCCAAACCUGAUCAGCCCUGUUACCUCUAUGUAAUAGGAAUGGUGUUAACGACUCCUCUACCUGAUGAGCUCAACUUCAGGAGACGAAAGCUGUAUCCUCCGGAGGACACAACAAGAUGUUUUGGUAUAUUGACAGCCAAACCUAUACCUCAGAUUCCUCACUUUCCUGUGUAUACUCGCUCUGGAGAGGUUACAAUAUCUAUUGAGCUUAAGAAAUCUGGCUUUACUCUGUCUCUGCAAAUGCUUGAGCUGAUAACGCGACUCCACCAGUACAUUUUUUCACAUAUUCUUCGUCUUGAAAAACCUGCACUAGAGUUCAAACCCACAGAAGCUGAUUCAGCCUAUUGUGUUCUACCUCUUAAUGUUGUUGAUGACUCCAGCACUUUGGACAUUGACUUUAAGUUUAUGGAAGACAUUGAGAAAUCUGAGGCACGUACAGGCAUUCCCAGUACACAAUAUACAAAAGAAAUGCCUUUUAUUUUCAAGUUAGAAGACUACCAGGAUGCAGUUAUCAUUCCACGGUAUCGAAAUUUUGAUCAGCCUCAUCGAUUCUAUGUAGCUGAUGUAUACACUGAUCUUACUCCACUGAGUAAAUUCCCUUCCCCUGAAUAUGAAACUUUUGCUGAAUAUUAUAAAACCAAGUAUAAUCUUGACCUGACCAAUCUCAACCAGCCACUGCUGGAUGUGGACCACACAUCUUCAAGACUUAAUCUUUUGACUCCUCGCCAUUUGAAUCAGAAGGGGAAAGCACUUCCACUGAGCAGUGCUGAGAAGAGGAAAGCAAAGUGGGAAAGUUUGCAGAAUAAGCAGAUCCUGGUUCCAGAGCUGUGUGCUAUACAUCCUAUUCCGGCAUCAUUGUGGAGAAAAGCAGUUUGCCUCCCCAGCAUACUUUAUCGCCUGCACUGCCUUUUGACAGCAGAGGAACUCAGAGCUCAAACAGCCAGUGAUGCUGGCGUAGGGGUUAAAUCACUUCCUGCAGAUUUCAGAUAUCCUAACUUGGACUUCGGAUGGAAAAAGUCUAUUGACAGCAAAUCCUUCAUCUCUAUUCCUAACUCUUCUUUAGCAGAGAAUGAGAAUUACUGUAAGCACAGCACAAUUGUAGUCCCUGAAAAUGCUGCACAUCAAGGUGCUAAUAGAACCUCUUCUGCAGAAAACCAUGACCAAAUGUCUGUGAGUUACAGAACAUUGCUCAAUGAGUCACCCCGUAAACUCCAAAUUGAUGUCUCGGCAGAAUUUGCAGCAAUUAAUGGUGUUUCUUAUAAUAAAAAUCUUGCCAAUGGCAAUUGUGAUUUAGUUAACAGAGACUUUUGCCAAGGAAAUCAGCUGAAUUACUGCAGGCAGGAAAUACCUGUGCAACCAACUACCUCAUAUCCCAUUCAGAAUUUAUACAGCAGUGAGAACCAGCCCAAGCCCAGCAAUGAAUGUACUCUACUGAGUAAUAAAUACCUUGAUGGAAAUGCUAACAGAUCUACCUCAGAUGGAUGCCCCAAAAUGGCAGUGACCACCAGUACUUCAAAAGCUAUUAAUCUUUCAAAAGACAGAGCAGAUACUGAAAAGAACCCUUCCAGUGCGUACUCCUCAAAAACUCUUGGUCCUAAUCCUGGUCUCAUUCUUCAAGCUUUGACUCUUUCAAAUGCUAGUGAUGGAUUUAAUCUGGAGCGACUAGAAAUGCUUGGUGAUUCAUUUUUAAAGCAUGCCAUCACUACAUAUUUGUUUUGCACUUACCCUGAUGCUCAUGAGGGACGGCUGUCAUAUAUGAGAAGCAAAAAAGUCAGCAACUGUAACUUGUAUCGCCUUGGAAAAAAAAAAGGACUGCCCAGUCGUAUGGUGGUAUCGAUUUUUGAUCCCCCCGUCAAUUGGCUUCCUCCUGGUUAUGUAGUAAACCAGGACAAGAGCAACACUGAUAAGUGGGAGAAAGAUGAAGGGACAAAGGAGAACUUGUUGGCUAAUGGUAAACUUGAUGAUUAUGAUGAUGAUGAAGAGGAUGAAGACCUAAUGUGGAGGUUACCCAAGGAAGAAACAGACUUUGAAGAUGAUUUUCUGGAGUAUGAUCAAGAGCAUAUCAAAUUCAUUGAUAAUAUGUUAAUGGGAUCAGGGGCUUUUGUGAAGAAAAUUUCUCUCUCACACUUUUCAACCACUGAUUCAAACUAUGAAUGGAAAGCACCCAAAAAGUCAUCUAUGGGUAAUGUUCAGUUUUCAUCAGAUUUUGAUGAUUUUGACUAUAGCUCUUGGGACGCUAUGUGCUAUCUGGAUCCUAGCAAGGCUGUUGAAGAGGAUGAUUUUGUAGUGGGCUUCUGGAAUCCAUCUGAAGAAAACUGUGGUGUUGAUGUAGGAAAACAAUCUAUCUCGUACGACUUGCAUACAGAGCAGUGUAUUGCUGACAAAAGCAUUGCCGACUGUGUGGAAGCACUGUUGGGCUGCUAUCUGACCAGCUGUGGUGAAAGAGCUGCUCAGCUUUUCCUGUGUUCACUGGGGCUGAAGGUGCUCCCUGUAAUUAAAAAGACUGAUUGGGAAGGUACUUUGUGUGCUACCAGAGAGAAUUGUAACAGUGAGCAGAAAAAUCUUUCACCAAACUCUAUUUCUGCUUCUGUAGCUAAUUCAGAGCCUUGUUUGUAUAAAGACCUGGAGUAUGGCUGUUUGAAGAUUCCACCGAGGUGUAUGUUUGAUCACCCAGAUGCUGAAAAAACCCUAAAUCAUCUGAUUUCUGGUUUUGAAAACUUUGAGAAGAAAAUAAACUACAGUUUUAAGAACAAGGCUUAUCUUCUUCAGGCAUUUACUCAUGCCUCAUACCAUUAUAAUACCAUUACUGAUUGUUACCAGCGCUUAGAAUUCCUGGGAGAUGCAAUUUUGGACUACCUCAUAACCAAGCACCUUUAUGAAGACCCACGGCAACACUCUCCAGGAGUUCUUACUGACCUACGAUCUGCUCUAGUCAAUAAUACCAUUUUUGCAUCAUUAGCUGUAAAGUAUGACUACCACAAGUACUUCAAAGCCGUCUCUCCUGAACUGUUUCAUGUUAUUGAUGACUUUGUGCAGUUUCAAAUGGAAAAGAAUGAAAUGCAAGGAAUGGAUUCUGAGCUCAGAAGAUCUGAAGAAGAUGAAGAAAAAGAGGAAGACAUUGAAGUACCAAAGGCCAUGGGGGAUAUAUUUGAGUCCCUUGCUGGUGCCAUUUAUAUGGAUAGUGGAAUGUCUUUGGAAAUGGUUUGGCAAGUGUACUAUCCAAUGAUGAGGCCAUUAAUAGAAAAAUUUUCUGCUAAUGUGCCCCGUUCCCCAGUGCGAGAGCUAUUGGAGAUGGAGCCAGAGACAGCCAAAUUUAGUCCUGCAGAAAGAACUUACGAUGGAAAGGUCAGAGUAACAGUGGAAGUUGUAGGAAAGGGAAAGUUUAAAGGCGUUGGCAGAAGCUACAGGAUUGCCAAAUCUGCAGCUGCGAGAAGAGCACUACGAAGCCUCAAAGCAAAUCAACCUCAGGUCCCAAACAGCUGAGACUCCUCUUAAAAAUAAAUGAAAUAGGGGGGGGGAAACAAAACCACAUACAAAUAAAGUACAUUUUUAAAAACGUUGAUGUUGAGAGGAACAAAUUGGAAGACAGAAUUUAAAGUUUGUUUGAUAACAGUGUAGGUAACAAAACAUUUAACAUGUAUAAAAUUUUGGAACUAAUUGUAGUUAUAGGUUUUUGCGCAAACACAAUCUUGUCUUCUUUCCUCACUUCUGCUUUGUUUAAUCACAAGAGUGCUUUAAUGAUGACGUUUAGCAAGUGUUCAGAAUAAUUGUUGUCAGGUCUUUUUGGUUUACUUUUAUUGUCAGUACAGCUUUGCUUAGUGUUAGAAGGCCAGGGAGCUUAUGCCUAAUGCAGUUGCUAGAUUUAUAUAUAGUAAUCUUGAAAUUCUUCAAUCUGUGCACUAGUGCCAGUCAUAAAGCAGUUGAUAAACUGUACUGGAUGAUUUGGUAUAAGAAAGAAUAAGUGUGCCAGUAUUCUCCUUUUUUUUCUUUUUUUUUUUUUUUUUCUUCUCCAUGUCAUCUUUUUACAUUAAGAUGACAUUCCCAAUCAUUAUUGCACUUAUUUGUUAGGGACAGAUUUUAAUUGAAAUGGCUGGCAUACUCGUAGAAUGAAACUUCAGUUUCUUUAUGCCACAGUCUUG